AUUCGUCCUUUAGCUUGCCAACUAUUUUAGCCAUCUAACUUUUCAAGCGGUUGCAUUUGCAAUCCUCUAAAAUCGUAGCAGUACACCGGUACUCUCAGCCAAAAACCCUAAACCUUGUAUAUGCAGACGAACAUGGGUUCUUCCUCACUGAGAAUCCAAUAUCUACCAACGGCUUUGGACCCCAUAAGAAUUCAUAAAAUUCAAGUGAGAUAUGCAACAACAAUAACCUGUGGCUUGAGAAAACCCUUGAGGGCGAGAAGGCGUAGUGAUGGGGUUUUGUCUACAGAAGCAAUACAAGCAGUUCAAUCUCUCAAAUUAGCUGCCAGAAACCCAUCUAAACUAGACCAAGUAUUCGAAUCCAAACUCACUCGUCUCUUAAAAGAUGAUUUGUUGGAUGCUUUCUCCGAAUUACAGAGGCAACAACACUUAGACCUUGCUCUAAAGGUGUUUGAAUUUAUGAGGAAGGAAGCAUGGUACGAACCAGAUCAAUCUCUAUAUGGUGACUUGAUGUUGAUGUUUGGAAAGAAGAAACUAAUAAUUACAGUAGAAAAUCUUUUCUGUGAGCUUAUUAAAGAAGGCUUAAAACCCAAUACACGAGUCUAUACAGAGUUAAUUGGAGCAUAUCUGAAAGUGGAAAUGAUAGAGAGGGCAAUGGAAGCAUAUAAGUUGAUGAAGGCAUCAGGUUGUGUACCUGAUGAGUUGACUUUAACGAUUAUGAUAAGAAAUUUUGAAAGUGCUGGGGAAGAAGAACUUGCUUCAAUCAUUAAGAAUGAUUGUGUUGAAUAUUUGGAUUCUCCAAAAAAGUUUCUCAAAGAAGUCGCAAGAAAAUAUCCGAGGAGAUUGAGACUGAACCUGGUUUGAAAUUAAGAAAAGCAUCUCAUAUGUAAAAGUGCCAUUUCCUAUCUUAAUUAGCCAGUAAAGGAAACUUUACAAUGCUGUUUGUUUUGUCCUUCAUUUUUUUUUCAUGCAUAUUUAUGAAAUUUAAAUCAUUUAGGAAUUUCCACUACUUUAUUAUGGUCGAGAAAUUUAAAUUCGAUAUCUAACA
Messenger RNA from Lactuca sativa (garden lettuce), 1045 nucleotides. Its product is annotated as pentatricopeptide repeat-containing protein At1g62350. NCBI's taxonomy places the organism in Eukaryota, Viridiplantae, Streptophyta, Magnoliopsida, Asterales, Asteraceae. Gene Ontology annotation, biological process: chloroplast organization; Group II intron splicing. The record is from RefSeq and is a predicted model, not a curated record. Gene Ontology annotation, molecular function: protein binding; RNA binding.